AGCUUAGUCACAAAAAAAAAAUCGAUACAGUAAAAAAGAAACAGAAAUUCCCAAGUGAUAAAGUGAGACAGAGGAAGAGAAAAAGGGUAACAGAAAGCAAUUGGAGAUUCUACUGAGAAACAAUGGCUACGCUCUGUACUUUGAUUCUUCCCAAAUUUCCUCAAUCCAGAGGAAUAUCAACAACUCGUGCUGUGUUAACGAGGGAUUCCAAAAUGAAGGUUCCUUAUGAACUGAAGCAGGGACAAUCUCGUCUUUUUCACAAGCUUCCCUCUGGUCUAAACAUGGAGGUUCUCUACCAGAGGGGCAGUGACCCAGAUGAGGAACAGAGAAGAUCUACUAAAAACCCACCUUUAGUAUUUGUUCAUGGAAGCUUUCAUGCUGCUUGGUGUUGGGCUGAACACUGGCUCCCCUUCUUUUCCCAAAAUGGAUAUGAUUGUUAUGCUCUAAGCUUGCUGGGACAGGGAGAAAGUGAUUCACCUGCUGCUGCAGUUGCAGGUACCCUCGAGACACAUGCUGGUGAUAUUGCUGACUUCAUCCACAAAGAGAUCAAGUUGCCACCAGUAUUGCUUGGACAUUCAUUUGGGGGGCUUAUUGUUCAGUAUUACAUUGCAAAUAUUAGAAGAGAAGCAGUAAAAGGUUCUGAUUCAGAAAAGAAAAGCUUAUUCCCCAAUCUUUCUGGAGCGGUGCUCGUUUGCUCGGUACCCCCUUCGGGUAAUAGUGGUUUAGUAUGGAGAUAUCUCUUCUCCAAGCCUCUUGCUGCUUUCAAGGUAACUCGGAGCCUGGCAGCCAAAGCUUUUCAAACAUCUUUACCUCUUUGUAAAGAAACAUUUUUCUCAGCAGGAAUGGAGGAUCAGCUGGUUGCACGUUACCAACAGCUAAUGACUGAAAGCUCAAGGAUGCCUUUGUUUGAUCUAAGAAAGCUCAAUGCAUCUCUUCCUGUCCCUCGACUUGAGGAUCCUGCAUUUAAAGUACUCGUAGUGGGUGCAAAGGAUGAUUUCAUUGUGGACAUGGAAGGACUCAAUGAAACAGGAAGAUUUUAUGGCGUCCCCACAGUCUGUAUUGAAGGGGUUGCUCAUGAUAUAAUGAUAGAUUGCUCAUGGAUAAAGGGUGCACAACCGAUCCUAUCAUGGUUAAACAGCUUAAAUAAAGCUGGGACACAAAUAUGAAGGAAAAUUGCUCCCUGUUAAUGUCCGGAUUUUGUUGAUUAGUUGAAACCACUGCUUUGGCCUUUGAUUCAAUCAAAGAUUGAGAGGUUAAGAUAGAAUUGAAUUUGUACUCUUUGUAUUAUGGCUUUUGGAGAUCUGUUGAGUAUAGAUCGAUGUUGAGAAACUAACAAAACAGAAACAGUAGGUUCAGUAACAUGAAAAUGUUUUGUUAGAAGAAGUUCAUAGACAACUUCUUCUUGAUUUGGCUUUGAUAUUCGUCUGCUGUUGAAUCUUGUAAAUUCUGAAUAAAAUGUGAGGUUUGGUUCCAAAA
Solanum tuberosum (potato) is the source of this 1476-nucleotide messenger RNA. RefSeq lists its product as uncharacterized. NCBI's taxonomy places the organism in Eukaryota, Viridiplantae, Streptophyta, Magnoliopsida, Solanales, Solanaceae. The transcript has 8 exons. Gene Ontology annotation, molecular function: carboxylic ester hydrolase activity; lysophosphatidic acid acyltransferase activity. The coding region runs from base 123 to 1166 and encodes 347 amino acids. Gene Ontology annotation, biological process: phosphatidic acid biosynthetic process; lipid homeostasis. The record is from RefSeq and is a predicted model, not a curated record.